GCAAAAUGUUAUCCAAAUAGUAAACAAGACAUGGCGGCUUUCAAUAAUAACAAAAAUAUCCAACAUUCAAAUGAUCUUUUAAAUUAUUAUUUGUCAAUGAAUAUUAAUAACAUAUGUAGGAUAUGCCUGGAAAAAGGUCCGAAACUUAUGCCAAUUUUUGAUCCUGUAAAACCAGCACAUUUUUCAAUAUUAAUUAUGGCUUGUGCUGCAGUUCAGGUUUUACAAGGUGAUGGAUUACCCCCUUACAUAUGCCAGAAGUGUUUGUCAAAGCUUAACAUAGCAUUCCAGUUUAAAAAACAAUGUGAAUCAUCUGAUGCAAAAUUACGGCAGUGUUUUGAACAUUUUCACAAUCUUCCUCCAACUCCAGAUUUUACUGGUUUUAUAGAACUGAAAAAAGAUAAUCACACUGAAGACACCUUUAGAGAAAACAAUGAUGGAGGAACAAAUAAUAUAACUCAUAUUGAAACAUCAAAUAAUCUUUAUGUGGGGGAAAUACAUAAUACAUUGAUUGAAUCAUCAGAUACACAAAUAUUACAAACAGUAGAGAUGGGUACAGAAGUUGAUACAUCAAUGUAUGAUAUCCAUAAAACUAAUUUAUUGGAGCUGAAACCUGACUUUGGCGAAAACAAACAGGAUAUCAAGCUAGAGGAUAUUAUUUCAGUUAAUCCUAAAAAAGUUAAAAAACCAAAGCAACAUCAAUGCAACACAUGUGGUAAAGUUUUUAGAACGAAGCCUGGAUUGGUGCACCAUAUCCGUAUACACACUGGUGAAAGACCAUAUGUUUGUCACAUUUGUGAAAAGAGGUUUAUUAAUGGGGGUCAUCUUCACACGCAUAUGAGAACACAUACGGGAGAAAAGAAUCAUGUAUGUGCUGCCUGCAAUAAAGCAUUUGCUACUGCCCAGCAAUUAACAAAACAUACAAUAGCUAUUCAUACAUCAGAGAGGCCAUAUGGAUGCACAUAUUGUCCUAAGAGGUUUGCCAGUUCAAGUAAUCUUAAUACCCACACAAAAAUUCAUACUGGAGAAAAGAAUUAUCACUGUGAUCAAUGUGCGAAAGCAUUUUCUACAAAAGGACAACUCUACCAACACAUGCUAGUGCACACUGGUGAAAAAGCUUUCUUAUGUGACGUUUGUAAUAAAAGAUUCUCACAGAAAGCACAUUUGGUUAGACAUUUUAAGACUCAUAGGACGUAAAAUACAAACAUUGAUGUUUUGAGUUUUAUUAGUUAGACUAUGGCCAAUUUUCGAAGAUCGGCAUAUUGAGUAAAGUUUCCUAUUAAAUAAAAAGCAAGUUGAAGACAAGGAACAAGGAUGUACAACUUUAAAGGAAUGGAACAUAGACAAAUAGAAGAAAAUUUGUUUAUUAUUUUUAGAGCAUUUAUUGCACAUACAAAAUAUACAAAUACCUAAUUUGGCAGUAUUUAUUGAAAUAAUAAAUUACAACUUAUUUUGUAAUUGAUCUCGAACUACUGUAUAACUUCUGUUUAAGAUAUUCUGGGGAAUAAAUUUUUC
Diabrotica balteata is the source of this 1512-nucleotide messenger RNA. NCBI's taxonomy places the organism in Eukaryota, Metazoa, Arthropoda, Insecta, Coleoptera, Chrysomelidae. The record is from the annotation of a GenBank genome assembly.